This is a messenger RNA of Hylaeus volcanicus, 12611 nucleotides long. RefSeq lists its product as uncharacterized. Gene Ontology annotation, molecular function: calcium ion binding. Lineage: Eukaryota; Metazoa; Arthropoda; Insecta; Hymenoptera; Colletidae. The transcript has 21 exons. The coding region runs from base 1 to 10884 and encodes 3627 amino acids. The record is from RefSeq and is a predicted model, not a curated record.
AUGGUACUCCCUGUUUGUCGGACAACAUCGCAAAUCCCCUUCUACCUGGUUGCUCGGUCGCGUAGUAGUAACACGGAAGCAAGGAGGAUAAGCGCAUCCGCAAAAACAAGUCAGAACGUCGACUUUUCAGAUGAUAAUCCCGACGACUACCCAGAAAUCGUCUUUGAUAGCAAACGCGAGAGAGAUAGUUGGUCGCCCGACGAGAGCGACGAGAGUGCUGGGAGUCUGAACGAGAACAACGACGACUACCUCGAGGAAGCGCCGAAGAAACGAGUCAGAAUUCGCGUUCCUGUCGUCAGAAAGAACGUCAGACAGCACAAGCUGACCGUCGUCAAACGCAGACCCGUAGCGUCUCGGACCGAAGAACCUCUGCCGAUCGUCGCGAGUCACACGCCGCGAAGAAUCGUCGUGACUCGCGUCAGGACGCUGGGUUUAGCUAGCUCGUUGCGCAACCACGAAUACGAACCUCUCCGACCCGAGACUGGGCGGCACAAGGUGACCAUCACGCGACGUCGAAAGAUAGAAUCGACGCCCGUUUUGCCAACGACCAGCGAGAAGAGACCCAGGAUCACCAAGAAGAAGCUGAUCGCUGUUAGGCCAGUGGAACCGUCGCCGACGUUCGCUAUCAUCACGACUGGUUUCUUCACUGCUCCGUCUAACGAGUACGAGGAGGAAUAUUCGAUGGAAGACGAGGACGAAGAGAAGGUCACCGAGCAGCAAGUCUCCACGACGUUCACGCCCGAAUUAGAAGAAACGCCCAACGUUAUCGAUAGCACGCCCGAGAUCGUGGAAACUACAACUAGAGUAGAGGGGACAGAAUCGGAAGCAUUCGAAGAAAGUACAACGAAAGUAGAGGAGACAGAAUCGAAAGCGUUGGAGGAAACCACCGUAGAUACACCGGUUAUCAUUACCGACCAUUUCUUCUUCCCACCGUCCGAGGACGAAUACGAGGAGUACGACGACGAGUAUACGGAUACGACGACGCUCGAAACUUCCACGGAACCGUCGAACGACGAAGACGUUUCGACGACGACGAAGCCAUCGGAGGUCGAGGAAGACGUCGAGUCGAGCAAAGUCGACGCCAUGACCACGACGCAAAAGUCUGACGUGAUCGAGGAAGAAAAAGCAGCGAUAGACAAACCUGUGCAAGCGACGGAAGAUGCUGGCGUCGAUGAGGCAACAACUGAAGCCGCCAAGUCGUACGAAUCGACAACGUUGAACGAAGUAGACGAUGCAACCGUACAACCAGAAGACCUUGAUACAACGUUGCAAGAAGACGGGUCUACAACCGUUCAACCUGAAGUCGAGGAAGAAGCGGAAGAGAAACACCCAACAACGGUCGAAUCGGUGGAAACAACCCUGCCCGUGGAUGAAACUACAGCGAUAAACAUCCACGAAGAACAACCUGAAACCACCACAUCCAUUGAAAAAGAAACUACAACAACAACCACCGAGAAAGUGGACGCGAGCAGUAGCACCGAAAGCCUCGAAUCGUUCACCGAAUCGACUGAUGAACAAACUGAAAAAGCGAUCGAAGAGGAGGGCGAAGAAGUCGACUCCCCCCUUAUACCAUCGCCAAUAGACCCCGAAGAGACUUCGCUGAAAGAUGCGACUACGCCAAUUGAAAUCGAACUCGAAGUCUCUACGCCAAAAGACACCGAAGACACUCUUCGCAAAGACGACGAAUCCCACGUGUCGACACCUGCGCCAAGCUCCAAGUCAGAAUCCAAGGGUCGCUCGAUGGAUGCCGAAGACCUCGGUAGCCGAAAUGAGACGCCUGAAACCACCGCUAAACCCGAAGAAAAGGAAGAAAACCUCACGGUGCAACCGAUAGAAUCCGCUGUCGAGCACUCGUCGGAAACUUGGUUCGCUUCGUCGUCCUCGUCGGAGGACGUUACACCUGGUAUCACGGGUGUGCUGCCCCUGGAGACGUCCCAUUCAAUGUCACGCGACUCUACCGCCCCUAACUACUUCGACGAUACCGAAAUACCGAGCGUGAUCCCUCUGGGAGUCGAAUACACCUCGUCAGACGCGAGGAGGACCACCGGAGUCCUCGAAGCCACCCCCAACCUCGAGCUGACGAAGGUGACGACGUCCAUCGCGUCCCCGACUCCCGAGGACAUCGAGGCGGGAUUAGCCGACGACCUUUACCUGUCCCUGUCGAGGCCAGACUUCCCCAAGAUUUUACCCACGAGACCGACCACUGUCGACCGCCAGACGAAGCCCGCGCCCGACUUAGAACCGAGCACGAGCGUUUACUAUACGGAGACUGUAGUGACGUCGACGAGAUUGAGGACGUACACGUACGUCGUAACGCAACAGAACGGACUGGAGACGAAAGUGACGUCCUCUACGACCGUCAGACCGAGAGUGACGACUCUUACGUUGACGGUGCCCGUCACGGUGACUGUCACUCCUACCGUGGAGUCGUCAGCAAACUCCGUAUCGUCUGUGUAUAAUCCAGUGCCUGUUGUCGGAGAACACGAAGCGAAAGACGAAGAAGGUCGAAGGUUCAACCUAGCCACUCGCGUAAUGUCGAAUGGAGUUGAGGUGAUCGUGGCGGGACCGACGCCGGCGUUGCGAUGGGAGAAUUCCAUGCCUCAACCUACGCUAACAUUGUCCGAUGCGGUCGUCAUGAUGCUUCCUCAAGAUAAGCCCAAUGAGUUUGUCACGAAGACGUGUACCACCACCUUCACGUAUCUCACCACGAUUACCAAGGACGGGACAACUACUGUUUCGACGGAACAACAGGUCGUAGCGAACACGGCAACGGAGGAACGUCACAGGAAACCAGGUUCGGAAACAGCUGCAGUGACGCUAGAGGCAUCCCCGACGCUGCGCACGGAAGUCUUCAAGACGACCUACACGUACUUAACAUUGAACACGGAUCAUCCGAACGUGAACGACGCAUUGGAAAGUAGCACGAAGGUGAUAACGAACACGGUAACCGCGCCGCAACACUACCUCGACAUGAUUCUGGAACCAUCGGAGGCACCGCGACCGGAAACGAACACGUAUCUAAGUACGAGGAUGCUGGAGAAGACAUUCAUGGAGGGUGGACAAACCAGAAUCGAAACAACGAGCGACACUAUCACUCAGCUUAUAGUAACGGAAUCAGCACCACCGCCUCGACCAACCAGUGUCACGACCACUCUAACAGCGCUGGAUGGUACCGAGGAAAGCAUGACCGACUUGUCAAAGACCUACUACAUCACCUACACGUAUUACAAUACAUACUUGGAGAAAGGAAGCACCGUGGUUCGAACGAACGUCGCGACGUCCACUGACGUCGUCCUGGAGAGAGUGCCUGUUAAAAAAACGGCAUUAGUUAACCCGACUCCGGAGCCUAUUCAAAUCUUUGCGACGAAAACGUACCUUACGACGUUCACGUACUUCACGACGUUGCUUCAGGCUGGAGCAGACGGAGAAACGUCCACCACGGUUUCCUCGCGGUCUCACAUCGUGGAGAACGUCGUGACGGAAUCGAUCGCGCCCAGCUUGCUGGACGCAGGUUACAUGAACGCUUUGCUAACCACGGCGCAUCACUCUGACCCGGUGAAAAACGUCGUAACCGGAUCGACGAUCAUCUUUUUCGACGAGGAGGACCAGAUCGAUCCCACGAUUACCUCCAGCUUCCCAGAAGCGACUUCCACGAGCCAAGUCCACAAAGACGAAGAGAUAUCCGCGAGUCUGGUAACAACCGAGGCAACUUCUGUCGUCAACGAGCCCAAUCAGAAGCCUGUCGGUCAAAUCAGUCAGGAGAAUAGCACCACGGUCUCAGCUUCGGGAGAAGCCAAUCAAGACAAACGACCUCCGAGCCAAAAUGCGGGUGAUCUGCAAGUCAACAACCUUCUGAGCCUAGGCUCGUUGGGAAUCAAUAGUUUAUCGGCGUUGGGCCCGGUAAUUACGGCAAUGGCGGGCCUUCUGCAAGGAAAACCGACGAUAUCGCGCAGAAAUGACACGAUACCUCAAGCGGAGGUCCAGGACGUUACCACGCAAAGGUCGCCGAUUUACAUUCCCGUAGCAGAGUUUGCUGACGGUGACAUAGAGACCGCUGAGAGCCAAAAUAUAGGUGCCCAUCUCGCGAACCUGAACCACAACUACAUCGCGGAAACGCGUCACAAAGUCGCGUCCAGCUUGGCAGACGGCAUCCCGAUCUCUCCAGGCGAAGUAAUCACAGCCAACAGCGACGUGAUUAUCGGUAAACCUGGAAAAAUGGCACCGAGACCGCCUCAAAAGUUCCUGGAAGACGAGGAGCACAUCGGGAUGAAGCCACCUCCGCUGCCAGUCCCCAAUAUUCCAGUUCAUCCUGUUCUCGAAGUCUUGGGGAACGAUCGGGAAGACUCCCAGCCGCAGCAAACGCUCCAGAGCCACAUAGGUCCACAAAUACAGAUAUAUCCCGCGCACCAGGUGUACGAGGAGCACCUGAAAAUCCCUGUUUCGAUGCCCGUCGACGCGAGUCCGACCCUGUUGCCCAAGCAACCUCAGAAAUUGCAUCCAGUUCAAUCGCCCCCGCCGAAGAGGAUGGGAUCCAAGCAGGACGUCCUCGAGAACGAUCCUCUAUUGAAGCCACCGGACAGGCCGAACGUAGAACAGUACGCGAACCCGAAUAAGAAUCCUAGGGAACCAGAAUGGAGUCCUGAGAAGCCCAGGAGACCGUGGAGUUCCAAAGAUCCUCUCAGGCUUGCUCCUCCUCGUUCACACUUUGAUCAAAAAAUUGACUCAGGAAAGCCACCUUCGGAGAAGAAACCCUGGCCCACCGUCCUAUCCGAUGACCAGAAACGUCCUCCAUGGGCCCAGAGAGACCCGUUGGUCCCCGACUCUGCCAUCGUCGUACAGGCUUCGGAAUCUAAACCCACGCCAUCGGAGCCUAUAGUACAUCAGGUGCCACACGUCAUCGAUAGAUCAACAGGUCAACCUUUGUUGGUCAAUAUUCAGCCUAGUCAGGUAGCCAAUGUUGUGAUUCCUCAAGGAGGGACUCAAGCAUUGAUAUUCGGCGAUACCAGCGAACCUCACAUAAGCGGUCAGUACUUCGACGACCCCUCGCCAUAUCCGGAAUCAGAAGUUGGUUUAGGAUUCAUUGGGAUCCAAAGGGUGGAAGAUUUACCCCAAUAUUCCAGUGGAAAAGAUCCAGCAGAUUACAUGGUCCCGCCAUCGCCGCCUCACAACUUCAAGACUCUAUCGGAGAAACCAGGUUCUUCCAACCGACCAGCCACCAUCCCCUUAUCGCCAGGUCGUUUCGAUUACGAAAGACCGCAGGAUAAGUUGGAAGCACCCGUAGGAAGACCCGAGAAGAAACCAUCAGACGUGCAUUUCAUCAGACACUCGGAUAGUUCCGGUGCUCUGGGUGGUCAAGGCCACGUACACACUGAAAUCCUGGUUCACCAUAGACCAGAAUCGGUUAACAUUCGUCCCCAGACCGCGCUGCACUCGCCUAGUCACUCUCACGGGAAUCAUCCCCCAUCUCACGGACAAUUUCCAAAGAUUCCGAAACCUGGAGAAUCGGCUAACCCACCCAGACGAAUCGAGGUGUCCAAUCCGUCCGAUAAUUCUCAUCGAUACAUCUUCCUAGCGAAGCCAGACUCGGGGAACGAGAUUACGUUGAACUCCAAUUGGAAAACGGACAAGAAACCACCUCGACCUCCGAUAAACAACAGGCUGAGACCACGUCCACCGCAGUGGUCGACGACCAGUCGUCCUCUCGACAGACCGAUCUACGUCGAACGACCAAACAUGAGGAAGCCUAUAUACGGUGGCCCCCAAAGGUUCCCUCCGCAGGGCACGAACACGUUUGUGCUUCCUCAUCGUCCGAUUCAACACGAGCCUUCGAGGAUGACCACUCCAACGCCCAACGAUGGUGCCAGAGAACCUACGACCGAGAGGCAUCCUCCAUUCGGGCAUCAUACUCAGCAAAUGGAGCUUCCAGACAGACCAACUCAUUUCUACCACGAAAACAGGAGACCUCCGAGCGCUUCGCAGGAAAGACCUCAAACGGAGCGUACCGGGGAACACGUGCCAACUGGAGCUAUAGAGUAUCACAAUCCCUCCAAUCCUAAAACGAAGCCUGAAGACCCAAGACCAACAACGACGAACGGACAGAAUGAGAACAUCAGGCAGAAUCCUUCCCACCACGAAGAAAUGCCAGAAACCUGGUACACCAGCGAGCAAACUGAGAAGACGAUAGACUCCGAAAUUGGUGCCUCGGAGUAUGUCAAGUUUCACAGUCACGUCAAGGAAAGUCAAGAGCAUGAGAAACCGAUGGGUGACCGGAACACUAAUGCAACAUUAAAUGAAAACGCAGUUCCUGGUAAUAUAGUGAUCGGAAAGCCAGCGAGGCCCGAUCAAUCCCAAGAUCAAAAGGAGAAACCUGUCUGGCUGCAUCCAGGUGUACCAUUUGGCCACAAAAAUGAAGGUGCAUCGAACCAAGGAGUAUCUUACGGAGGAGGUUAUUAUACUAAACCACACGAUAUGACAGUUGUUCAGGGCAAACCGUUCGGGGUGUACAAUGGACACGAAGAUGCGUCAUCUUACGGUCCCAAAAGGAAAGAAAACAGGCCUGACUACGAUAGAGUGCAAGGUAUACCUACCAUGUACUACGGUAGCAAGAAGCCAUCGUUGAACGACAAGCAUCAGCAGGAGGGACACAUGCCUGCGGCACACACUCACGAACGUGACGACACCAUUGAUCUGAGACCUCCAGCGAUCAUUCCGCAAUUCGUACCAGAAGCAGACAAACCUGGCAGACCGUAUGCUAGGCCACCUACGGUGAACAAGGUCGAAACCAGGCCUGCGUUGUACCCCAGGCCAGAGAUUACGUCCCAUUCGACAGAAACGAGACCAGAUCAGGUGAAACAGUCCAACGAAGGCAAGCCAGGAAUACUGGAAACCUUUGCAAACAACAGCCUGAAUCACGAAACAAAAACAAAUCAAAGUCACCUGCAUCUGGGAGGAUUCGUAGAUCUAAAUUGGGAAGGUGGCGUGAAACUUACCGAUCAACGUUACGACGAAGCUAGGCCAGUUGCGCACAAGCCUCAGACGAACGAGAGCGAAAUCGUAAGAAACCGUUUCAGGAACAAUACGUACCUUCAGACGAACACUGAAACCGUGAAUUCCGGAUUCAAGAAUAACCGUCCUAAAGUGACGCAUUUGGAACACGGUUCGGGAACAAGGAUCCACCCCGAGUAUCCUCACAUCGUCACUAAACCAAAACCCCAAGUGCCAGGACCGAUAACCAUUUCGACCGGCAAUUCCAAGCCAGAUACUCGACCAGACAUAAGGUUCUCCAUGCCUGUCGAGGCGAUAGGCGAAGAAGUCGACAGCAAGACUCAAACUGAACGGCCACCGAGCAUGCUGAUUCCAACGAGCAAUUCCUCCGACAAGAAGCAGAACGAGGAGUCUCUCGAAACGGCUUAUCAGACCAAUUUUGCCGUGGCAGGUGGAGCUGCAGGUGAUUCGAUGCAACACGACUCUAACAACAGGAUACGUCCUAUCGAAGCGUCUAGCGGAGUGAUUGUGCCAUCCAGAGACAUGAGACCUCCGCCCUUGAGACCUGUAGUGGGACUCAAUCAAUCGAAUAAAAAGGAAGAGGAAGACUUGAAACCUCCGCCGAUCCCUUCGCGUGAUGUUCUAGGCCUGUCACCGCCACCAGUCGAUAUCACUACCACCAACAGACCGAUGGACGACCUAUUUUCAUUCGCGACUGCGAACGAAUCUGGUUUAAAGCCCCCUCCCAAGUAUAUUCCUCUGAAGGAGUCCUCCGUCGCGCCCCUGCCCAGCGUCACCAUGGUUCCCCCGAGUCCAAGACCCUCUCUCGCCAGGCCUUUCAUAGUGGAACUACUUUCUCAGGACAUGGUACCACCGCCUCCAGCAACGCAAACCACCAGACCUCUGGAAAUUGCUACCGUACGGCCAGCAGUUGCAGUCUCUGGAUCGAUUCAGAUCGCCACUGCAGUGGCCAGUUCUCACAUACCCGUCAUCCACGAUGUCGAGUCGAAGAUUCCAAUUAUACACGGUACCGUUGAUCUUCCAGUCGUCGUGGACGUGCCCGACAUCCUCAGGCCAAUGGAGACGAGGAUGACGGAGCACGUUAGCAUCUACACCGUUCGACCGUUCGAUACGAGACCUGUGUCCAGAGUAUCGGUUCAACCGACAGCGACGUUGACGUCUAACGCAGUGGUCCCGACGAAGCUGCGACCACUGCAAGUAGACCACAUUCAACCCAGCAGGUCGUCGUCCACGAGCCGUGACGUCGAGCCAACGAGGUCGCACACCUUCGAGAUACCUCGAAAUCCUGUCAAGCGUCCGGAGCAUCCGGUGUUCUUGGAAUCCAGCUACGAGAACGGCCACGUCUCGCCAUCUACGAGACCGGAGCCCACCGAAACUCUGACUCUCGUAACUACCACGAGUCAGAAGAAAGAGCAUCGACCCACCAUGAAGAAGGACGAGACCACGAAGGUAGUCGUUCCUCAGGCGACGGAACGCAAGCGGAAGAACGAGACGACCGCGGAGACAUUGCCUAGCUCUGUCACCAGGGUGGACAGUUCCGUAACGAAGGUGACGAGUACGUUGUUGGAGAACAACGACAAGAGGAACGAGACGACUAUCGAAAUGACGAAGAACACGUCUGGAAUGACGCGGAAACCUGCUAAGGAGUCGACUACGACUGCGCACGCGAAACCCAAAGAGGUCACGCGAUUCCGGACGUCUACCGUAACCAGGACGGAAACGUCAGUGUUAGGAUCUCCUCCCACGACGAGAACCCUCCUCCUCACUCACACAAUGACAUCUACGACUGUGGAGACGGUGACGGAGACCUUGGUACGUCCGACGAGCGUGGUCGCCACGGUAACGUCAACGAUUCUGCAAUCGGUGGUGACCAGGGUACCCUCGUCGUUCGAGAACGUAGUUGACAACGACUCCAUCUUCGUGGUACUGAGUGACCAAAAGCCACCAGAGCCUGGGGCUGAAGAGGUGGAGGCUGAAUACGGCGACAUUUCGCGAGACGAGCAAGAUCCAAUUGGUAACGAAAUUCAUAGAGUCCUGGCUGGUGGAGUUCUAGGAGCACCGGUAGUGUCCAUCCAACCUAUCGUCGAUCAAUGCACACCCGAGUGCAAAGCUUCCAGGGCGGAAAUAUGCUCCGAAGUUGGAAGCGAAAAGAGAUGCGUGUGUCGUCCAGGUUUCGCGAGGAUGUUCCCCGAUCGACCUUGCAAACCAACGUACACCUACACCCUGCGAGUCGGUUUGGAUCGCAUCGGAAACGAACCCAUCAAGUACGAAGCCAGCAUGAACGAUUCUACAUCCACCGUGUACAGAAGAUUGCUGGGUCCAACCAAGGACGCCUUGGACAGAACCCUGAUGCAGAGCGAUCUGAGGGAUAUCUACAGAGGUCUCAACGUGGCUCGUUUCAUGUCCGACCCAACGAAAGUAGAGUUCCACGUUCAACUCAGCGACAAUGCCAACGAGACGCGAUUGAAGGAAGUCCUCAGGAAGUAUCUGGUAGGAAGUAAUUACAGCUUGGGAGGCACCGAAGUGUACUCCUCGAAGAACCUCGACACGAUCGAGGCAAUCGACUUCGACGAGUGCACGACCGAGGAAGGAGGACCUUAUCACGAUUGCUCGCCGAACGCAGCCUGCUUCAAUCUGCGAGGUUCUUAUCAAUGUUCCUGCAAGGAAGGUUGGGCGGAUCUGUCCGAGAAUCCGUCGUAUCCUGGAAGGUUCUGCUCUCAGGCGCCGCUGGGCUGCCCCAGCUGCAACAACAAGGGACACUGUGUAACGAACACCAACGGUCACGAAGUCUGCGAGUGUUUCCCUUGGCACAGUGGCCAGCGGUGCCAAGUUAACCUUAAAGUGCUGCUGAUUGCUCUGGUUACGACCGGAGCGAUACUGCUGGGUCUUCUGGCGGUGUGCGUGGGCAUGGCGUGCUUCCGUCGGCCCAUUCGGAGGCGACAGGCAGGCGACAGAAGGGCCAUGAUUCCUGGAACUGGUGGAGACACCAGCAGCGAGGGUAGCGUCACGGAUCUGGCGAUUCCUCAUCACGUGCCACACGUUUUACCGCCCCCGCCGCAGAUGAUAGCGCCCCUGCCGCCGACUAAACGACCAGCUCGCAAGAUCACCGGGAAACCUAGGCACCCGGCGAGGAAAGCCACCAUGGUACCCGCUUCAGUGCCAGUGAACGACGAACAACGCGAUCGUUCGUUGACAGUGAUGAUCCCACGCGCCAAAUAUCGAUCGGCGCCUCAAUCGCCGCAGAAUUUCAAGUCCGGCAUAAGCACGUUUUCGACGGAGGAGCACAAGCUGCUCAGUUACCUCGACAACGGCACGCACGUCGCCGGAAACAGAAAGCAAAGCAUAUCCAGCACGAAGGACUGCAAGGAAACCGACGUGCAGGUCAUCAGAACGCAGACCACGCCGACAGGUGCCCUCGUUAGCGCAGGUUUCCAGGUGUCGGCGACAGUGACGCGAACAAUGGACGCCGAUUCGACGUUGGCUCGUUCCUGUGGCGAGACCACGGUGGAAACGGCGACGAAAGUUUUGCGAACCGGAGACCUUCAAGGCGAUCUCUGCUCGACGCUGGCGCGUUCCUGCGGGGAAACGACCAUCCAAGCGCCGACGAAGCUGCUGAGACUCGAUCUAGGCGACGUAGGUUCCACAUUGGCCAGGUCCUGCGGGGAAACGACGAUUCAGGCGCCGACGAAGGUCGCCGACACUCGAAGGAAUAGCGUUAAGGACACCAGAGACAACAGAGACACCAGAGACAGUGCCAGCGAGGGGCACACAAUGGCCGAGAGGGAUCUUGGGAGCACGCUGAGACUUCCGGCGCAGCAUCCGCCGCUUUAUAGCCCGGACAGGACCAGCGAUCGAGAAUCCAACUUCGAUUCCCUCUAAAAACCGAAGAUCCUAGACGUAGGGCAACCGAUCGACGGAGGCUCGUGGACGAAACCGCUGGACGGUAGUCUCCGCUGGUUCGCGAACCGUUCAAAUUGAAAUUCCUCGUUGCCAAAUGAAAGGAGAGACAAAAUUUCGCUAAUCGAUGCGCUCGAAUCGACCAACAACCCGAACAAGCGCGAAAUUACAGCUAUCCUGAACAUUGUCGAUGGACGCAUCGUGACGAAGAAAAAUGAGAAUCGGCAACGUAAAACGUUUCUGUUUGGGAAGUUUUAACGUCUAUUUUUUUUUAUUAAAUUAAAAGUAAUAUUUAUUCGAAGGAAAGCCUCUCGAGGCUGUAAGUUUUCGAGAAACGGAAAAAAAGAAACGAAAUCGCGGGAAGCGCUUUCCUAUAUUUAUUUAUGCUCGCUCGACAUUUAGAUACCUGCGUGGACGUUUCAGUCGUGCGAAAGCGUUCUCUUUACCAUCGGCGGGAUUCUAAUCGAGUUCGAUGGAACGUGAAAGAAGCUCGGAUCCUCAAAGAGACGCGCGCGUUAUUAUUACCCCCGUGCCAAAAUACAACCAAUGAAAGGGAAGGCUCCUCGAAGAAGCUGCUUCUCGCCUUUCCGACUAUCGUUAUCGCGUUUCUUCGAUACGGUCGCGAUGGACCCGAAACGUUGUUCAGAAGUUUCGUUACCAUCGAGAGACGUGGACCCUAGAGACUUGAGUGUAAUUAAUAUUUAUUGAUAACGGUACCAUUGAAUUUAACGACUAAAGAUCGAUCUUAUCGCUCGCCAACAUCUCGAACAUAUUUCGAUAUUUAAAACACGGCGUUCCUUGGAAACCUGUUUGGGAAACAAAGAACCUCUGGUUGUUUACAGCGGUAUGCUAUAAAAUUGAAUUCAACGGCUACUCUCUCAGCGCGUACGCGAAUUUUGGACAAUCGUUUCACGGGCCUGACUGCACAGCACGCGAAUCGAGGCGUGUCUUAACACAGUGUCAUAAAGUCGUGAACGGCGCCGAUCGUCACGGAUUCAACGAUCGCGAAGGCAGACAUUAUUAUUAUUGUUGUUGUUGUUUGUUUGUUUAGUCUAUUCUCUGACGAGUCUCGUCAUGUUGCCCGGCUUCGUCCAAAAAAUUCGAGCGAUCCUCCGGGACAAAACGGUACCUAAGAGUGUGUCUUUUCUCGAUGCACGGAUUAGAAGGUAUUCUAUCAAACAUAAGAUUCGAGUUCAAAGUCGGUAGACGGAUCAAUUUGAUACUGGAACGAGACGAAGCCGCGGCAACGUCGCUGUAUCAGACUCGAGAAAGAGCGAGCAGGACGUGUUGCAUAACGCACGCACGUAACUUUUACUAGCUCAAUAGGUAGCGUAAGCGAAUGCAUUGCGGAGGACAGAUGAAUCAUUAACGAUGUUACUCUAAUAUUUUUUCCUUGUAAAGCCACGUUUAACCAAAACAGCAUCCGAGACUGUCUCGGACGAGAAGAGAAACGAAGGCGACGAUGCUCGUACCUUGUAUCGCAAUUACUAACUUGUCCUUUCUACGUCCAAAUGAAUUGUUCUUUAUACAUACAUAUACAUAUACGCAUAGACAUUAAUUUUAUACAUACAUAUAUAUAUAUAUAUAAUAUACAUAUAAAUAAAUUCUGUUGUACAUAUUGCCUUCUCGAGAACCUCUUCUACUUGAUGCUAUUGUAAUUUUGUAUACUUAGAACUUGUAUACUUAUGCGUAAUUUUAAUAAAAAUGAA